ACAAAAUGGGGAAAUUGAAGUUGGUGAGUAUGUUGGAAGAAAAUAAAGGUUGCCUAGGAAUGAUAUUGGUGCAGCUUACAUAUGCAGGCAUGGCUAUGUUCUCGAAAGUCGCCAUUGAUCGAGGAAUGAACCCUUACAUCUUCGUUGUUUAUCGCCAGGCGUUCGCCACCAUAACCUUAGCUCCAUUCGCCUACUUUCUCGAUAGGAAGAACCCUGAUUACCCUUUGUCCUACACCCUAAUCUUGAAGAUUUUCUUGAGUUCUUUCUUCGGCAUAACUUUGAGUUCGAAUCUAUACUCAUAUGCAAUAAAUUACGUCUCCGCAACAUUUGCUUCCGUUAGCAUCAACACAAUUCCGGCUCUCACCUUUCUCGUUGCGGUUAUAUUUCGAUUUGAGACAUGUUCGAUAAGAACUUCAGCUGGAAUAGCAAAAUUGGUAGGCUCGGGUUUGAGUUUAUCGGGAGCAAUGGUGUUCGCGUUUGUAAAAGGGCCUCUAGUUAGGUUGAUGAAAUGCUCAGAUUCAAUGAAUUCUAAGGAUUCCAAUGAAAAAUGGGUGCAGGGUUGCAUGCUUAUGCUUCUAGCCAACUUUAUUUGGGCAUCAUGGUUUGUCAUGCAGGCACCUCUAGUGAAGCAGUAUCCAUCGAAAUUUCGACUGAUAAUGUUGCAGUGCUUUUUUAGCUGCACACAAUCAUCAAUUUGGGCAAUGGCUAUGGAGAGGGACAUAGCAAAGUGGCGAGUUAAAUGGGAUCUCAAUCUUUUCUCUGUCGCAUAUUGUGGAAUAGUAGUGAAUGGAAUAAGCUUCUGGCUGCAGCUGUGGGCUGUGGAGAAGAAAGGGCCAUUUUAUGCAGCUGCAUUCACUCCUUUGAUUCUCAUCUUCACAGCUCUCUUCUCUCUUUUAUUAUGGAAUGAGAUGCUCUAUCUUGGAAGGAUUGCACUGUUUGGAAGUCAGCAAGUUACUACAGCUAUCGAGUCCUCUAAAAUACCUCCCUCGCUCUCAUCCUGA
Salvia hispanica is the source of this 1001-nucleotide messenger RNA. The record is from RefSeq and is a predicted model, not a curated record. Lineage: Eukaryota; Viridiplantae; Streptophyta; Magnoliopsida; Lamiales; Lamiaceae.